GGGAAGAGUCUGAUUAUGCAGAUGGCAAGGAUAGGGGAGGGUAAGAGCAUGUCAUUUAUGUUGCUAGCGUUUUGUUUGCCAAAAGAAGUGACAAUUGUAAUGGUGCUGUUAGUAGCAUUGCAAGAAGAUUUGCAUAGGCAGUGCAAGUCAUGCAAGAUUGAUUUACAUGUUUGGCAAAGCUAG
Phialemonium atrogriseum is the source of this 183-nucleotide messenger RNA. RefSeq lists its product as uncharacterized. The transcript has a single exon. The record is from RefSeq and is a predicted model, not a curated record. NCBI's taxonomy places the organism in Eukaryota, Fungi, Ascomycota, Sordariomycetes, Cephalothecales, Cephalothecaceae. The annotation marks the transcript as partial.